This is a messenger RNA of Mustela erminea (ermine), 3017 nucleotides long. It is a transcript of the gene FSCN2, whose product is annotated as fascin actin-bundling protein 2, retinal. Gene Ontology annotation, molecular function: protein-macromolecule adaptor activity; actin filament binding. The coding region runs from base 1169 to 2992 and encodes 607 amino acids. Gene Ontology annotation, biological process: establishment or maintenance of cell polarity; actin filament bundle assembly; cell migration. The transcript has 4 exons. Lineage: Eukaryota; Metazoa; Chordata; Mammalia; Carnivora; Mustelidae. The record is from RefSeq and is a predicted model, not a curated record. Gene Ontology annotation, cellular component: cytoplasm; actin cytoskeleton.
GGGGUGGGGUGGGGGCAGCUUCUGGCCUCUCCUAGCGGGCUGGCCACACUGCUUCUGCUGAGAGGGCUUUGCCCCCCACGCGCACCUGGGACCAGGCUCCGUAAAGACGCCGCAAGUCAGGCGAGUUGCCCCAGCCACAGGAGAAACAGUUAGGGGUUCCCAGGCCCCCGCAGCAAGGCUGGCUUCACCACAGCUCACGCAGGGAAAGGGGAGCAGCCUCGUGGGCUCCUUGAGGUGCUUAAGGCACAGGGGUCAGCCGAGGCCUGGUCCUCUGACCCUGGGUCCGACCGCCGCCGGCUUCAGGAUGGCCCCUGCUCUGUGUUCACACUCCACGGACCGGGGCCUCCUCCCGGCCCCGCACAGCCAGGCCGCCUGGCCUGACGUGAGUGAGCGUGACCCUGGCUGGGGCCUGGGUGCCAGGAUAGGGGCAUCAGGGCACACGUGGCCACUCCCCGGCCCCACGUCCCCUGGGUGCCACCUUCCCCGCCCCGGCCACCCUGGGGCAGGUGCAGGUCCUGGGCUGCCGGCUGCAGCCCGGGGAUGGCUGAGGGGGACGGCACGCGACUCCAGCUCCAGGCUGCCGGAGUUGGGGGGCCUUGCUGGGCUCCUGGCACCAGGAAUCAGAGAAGCAGUAACUGGAUCUGGCGGGGGUUCUGGCGGCCGCCGGGGCGGAGGGCUGCGAUCGGGUUGCGGCCUCGCUGAGUUUUCCACCAGGCAGCUUUCUCGACGUUGGGAAGGAGCUGGGCUGGUGAGUCCGUGCACUGGGUCUGGGGGCCCUGGCGUGGGGCACAACGAGGAGAAAGCCUGAGCGGCGCAGGGGCCGGGAGGCGGGGCACAGGGCCGGGCGGCCCCAGUGUGGACAGGGAGGUGGUCAGCCCUCGGCGGGCGGAGCUCUCCACCCCUGCUGGCCCUGGGGCUCCGGCCGCUGGAGCAGUCCGCGAGUGGCUGAAAUCCAAGCUGGGGUAACAAAAGGCAGCCGCCGUCCCUAAGCCGGCGCAGCUCUGAUCCGCCCCCCCCCGCCCGUCCGCUGCCACCCGCGGGCCCGCAGCCACUGGCCAGAGAGUGGCGGGUCCAUGCCGCCGGCCGGGCCUCGGGGGGACCUCGGGGGCUGUGAGCACGCGGAGAGCGCCUCGCAGGCCCCUCGCGGGGUGCUGGGCCGGCCCUGAAGAUGCCCACCAACGGCCUGCACCAGGAGCUGAAGGUCCAGUUCGGCCUCGUCAACGACACCGGCCGCUACCUGACGGCCGAGAACUUCGGCUUCAAGGUCAACGCCUCGGCCCCCAGCCUCAAGAGGAAGCAGACGUGGGUGCUGGAGCCUGACCCGGGGCAGGGCUGCGCCGUGCUCUUCCGCAGCAGCCACCUGGGCCGCUACCUGUCCGCCGAGGAGGACGGGCGCGUGGCCUGUGAGGCCGAGCGACCGGGCCGCGACUGCCGCUUCCUGGUGCUGCCGCAGCCCGACGGGCGCUGGGCGCUGCGGUCGGAGCCGCACGGCCGCUUCUUCGGCGGCACCGAGGACCGGCUGUCCUGCUUCGCCACGGCCAUCUCGGCGGCCGAGCUCUGGACCGUGCACCUGGCCACCCACCCGCAGGCGCACCUGCUGAGCGUCAGCCGCCGGCGCUACGUGCACCUGUGCACGCGGGAGGACGAGAUGGCGGCCGACAGCGACAGGCCCUGGGGCGUGGACGCGCUCAUCACGCUCAUCUUCCGGAGCCGGCAGUACUGCCUGCGGUCCUGUGACAGCCGCUACCUGCGCAGCGACGGCCGCCUGGUGCGGGAGCCCGAGCCGCAGGCCCGCUACACACUUGAGUUCAAGGCCGGCAAGCUGGCCUUCAAGGACGCCGACGGCCACUACCUGGCGCCCGUGGGGCCGGCCGGCACACUCAGGGCGGGUCGCAACACGCGGCCGGGCAAGGACGAGCUCUUUGACCUGGAGGAGAGUCACCCGCAGGUGGUGCUGGUGGCCGCCAACCACCGCUAUGUGUCCGUGCGGCAAGGGGUCAAUGUCUCAGCCAACCAGGACGAGGAGCUGCUUCAUGAGACCUUCCUGAUGCAAAUUGACCAGGAGACGAGGAAGUGCACCUUCUAUUCCAGUACCGGGGGCUACUGGACCCUUGUCACCCACGGGGGCAUCCACGCCACAGCCACACAGGUUUCUGCAAACACCAUGUUUGAGGUGGAGUGGCGUGGCCGGCGGGUGGCCCUCAAGGCCAGUAAUGGCCGCUAUGUGUGCAUGAAGAAGAACGGACAGCUGGCGGCCGUCAGCGAUUUUGUGGGUGAGCACUCCUCACCAGUCCCAGGGCCCAGGGCGUCCUCACCGCUGAGCUGGUCCCUCCUCCCGGCCCGGGCGGCCUUGGCAGGGUCCUCCUUGUUGGUCAAGAUCGCUCUGGACGUCAGGGAGAAAUCAGAGCCCCCUAUCUCCACUGCACAUUUGGGGAACCUGGGGCUUAGCGGUAACAGGCCUCUUGCCAAGGUCACACGAGUCAUGGCAAUGGCAGAUGUGGGCCCAGUGUCCAGGCCAGGAAUCUGGGCCCCUUCUGCCCCCAGACCCCUCCCAUCCUACCCACCCCGGGGAGGACGGCGGGCGGGGCCGUGGCGCCUCAGCCCCUCCUCCCCGCCAGGUGAGGACGAGGAGUUCAUUCUCAAGCUCAUCAACCGGCCCAUCCUCGUGCUGCGGGGCCUGGACGGCUUCGUCUGCCACCGCCGGGGCUCCAACCAGCUGGACACCAACCGCUCCGUCUACGACGUCUUCCACCUGAGCUUCAGCGACGGCGCCUACCAGAUCCGAGGCCGCGGCGGCGGGUUCUGGUACACCGGCAGCCACGGCAGCGUGUACAGCGACGGCGAGCGGCCCGAGGACUUCGUCUUCGAGUUCCGCGAGCGCGGCCGCCUGGCCAUCCGCGCCCGGGGCGGCAAGUACCUGCGCGGGGGCGCCUCGGGGCUGCUGCGCGCGGACGCGGACACGCCGGCCGGGGUCGCGCUCUGGGAGUACUGAGCGGGGGCGCGUCCCCCCCAUUAAA